AACCGUGCCAUCAAGUGUCCUCCGAGCAGCGUUCAAGAAUCUGCUACCAGAAAAAUAAGACAAAGAUUUCUAUUGCAUCAUUCGAGGCAUCAUGACGAAAGCCAUCAAGGUUCUCAACGAACCCAACAAGGUUGUCAUGAUGCCAACAAUCUUUGAUCUCAAGCCACUUAGACAUUUCCUAGUCUGUGAUGAUUGUUAGACAGAGACUGGCUAAGCCAAUGACCUUGAGAUAAUUGAUAAUGCACUAGAUACCCUGGUCGUGAAGUGCAUCAAGCUAUCCCUGAAUCAUCAUCACUGACCAGUGGCGUCUUGCCAUACUUUCGGUCAGAAACAUGCCAGGGUUCACGAGUAUUGGCUGAGGCUUUCUUAAGAGAUCGUUAAUCAUCUUAUUUGUUUAGAAAUACUGGUAUCGUAACCCAGCCACUUUGUUGAUUCUGUCUUCACGGCCAGAGAAGCUGUCAAACCCCUUUGGAGGCUCCGCAUCCCCCAUCUUUGGCUGCAUGUUCCACUAAACCUUUUCACUGUUAGUUCCGAACUCAAUGGCCGUGUUCCUUAACAGUAGCCAAUAGACUCGCGCAAAUUGUCAUCAAGGUACUCACACUCGCGAUAGCAUCACCUUGAUGGCUUCAGGGUUCACACCUUGAUGAGCACUACAGUUGUAAGCAAGAAUAUUAUGUAAGUCACAACAAGUAGAAAUACCACCGGUCCAAGAAGGUUACCUUUCUGCACCCAUUUCAAAUCUCUCUCUUCACAUCCCACAAGGAUUUCUUCUGUUCUUCGCUGUCUUUUUCGGGUUCAAAAUGGCUAAGAACAAGGUUAAGAAAGGAAAUAAGAGCAAGGGUGCUAAGAAGCCCAGCAUUCCUCCAAAGGCUCUUCCCGUGACACUUCUUUCCGGGUUCCUCGGCUCUGGUAAAACAACACUUCUUCAGCAUAUCCUCCGAAGUGAGCAUGGCCUCCGCAUUGCGGUAGUAGUCAACGACAUUGGAGCUAUCAACGUCGAUGCCUCUCUCAUCAAGAAAACACAUCAUCUUUCAAAAACCCAAGAGAAGGUUAUAGCUCUUCAGAAUGGCUGUAUCUGCUGCACCCUCCGCGGUGAUCUUUUGGAAGAACUCGUUCGUGUAGCCCAACUUCAAGAGUUUGACUACAUCAUCAUCGAGAGCAGCGGUAUCAGUGAGCCAGAGCAGGUAGCUGAGACAUUCGACUCGAGACUUGCUGAGCAGAUGGACGCUAUGGGAUCCAUUGAGGGUGCACCCGGUCUGGACGCCGAUAUGAUCAAGGUUCUUAAGCGACUCAAGGACGCUGGUGGCCUUGAGAAGUUUGCCAGACUCGACACUACUGUCACUGUCAUUGAUGCUUUCACUAUGUUGCAUGACUUUGACACGAGUGAUCUGCUUUCUUCAAGACGUGACGAUGUUACACCUGAGGAUGAGAGGACUGUCUCUGAUCUCAUGGUUGAUCAGAUUGAGUUUGCGGAUGUCAUCAUCCUCAACAAACUCGAUAUGGUUGAUGCGUCGACAAAACCUCGCUUGCUAGACUUGAUCAAGAAGCUCAACCACCGCGCCAAGAUUCUUGAGUCGAGCUAUGGCAAGGUCGAUGUCAAGCAGAUUGUCAACACUGGCAUGUUCAACCUUCAAGUUGCUCAGUCCGGCUAUGGAUGGCUUCAGGAUCUCCAUGCCAUGACCGUUCGGGAGGUCAAUGGUCGUAACGUGCUUACACCAAAGCCCGAAACUGAAGAGUACUCCGUACGAAGCUGUAUCUACAGUCGUCAUCGACCAUUCCAUCCUCGUAGACUCUGGGCACUGCUGUACGACAAGUUCAUCCUGCAGCUUGAGCAGCCCGAAGACGACGACGAGGAAGAAGAGGAGGAGGAAGAGGAAAAUGACGAAGACCUUGAGAUGGUCGACUACCCAGACGCUGAGGACUCAGCCGAAGCUGCUGUAGUUGACCAAGACACUUCUGAUUCCUCUUCAUCCCGAGGAAAGCGCUCAGCCCCAUCAUCACCUCGAAGCUCCCAUUCCACCCUUGAAUCUGCCCCUUCACCCGAGCCUGCAUCCAAGAAGCAAAAGUUCGAUGACUCAGAAAUGAAAGACGCAGAUGACCUCUUCACACCCUCUAACGAAGUCAUCCUCGAAACUAAGCGCAAACAUCCCAUCUUUGCUCGUCUCUUCCGCUCAAAAGGUGAAUUCUUCCUCGCAACACGACCACACCGCGCAGGUGACUGGUCUCAGGCUGGAGCUAUGCUCACACUAACCGGUGGACGUCCAUGGUUCUGCACCCUUCCCGCGGAGGAGUACACGACUGGUGACCCCGAGGUUGAUGGUCUUGUGCAGCAUGAUAUUAAGAAAGGUGGAGAGUGGGGUGAUAGACGUCAGGAACUCGUGUUUAUCGGAGAGAACUUGGAUCACAAGGCUCUUGAGAAGAUGUUGGAUGAGUGUUUGCUCACUGACGCUGAGUUGAAGAAGUGGGAAAAGGUGAUGAGGAAUGAGAAAAAGAGUGAUGAAGAGAAGCGUGAGGCGCUAGAGGACCUGUUUGAUGAUGGGUUUCCCGAUUGGCCGGAGGAUGACGAGCAUGAGGACCACGAAGGACAUGACCACCCAAAUGGUUUGAGGUCGAUAAAGAAGCACUUACAAGAGGUUGACUAAAGUAGAAAGAUCUCAAGAGAAAAGUCAUGUUAUGCUGAUCCUGGUAUUGUCCUUUGUGAGCUCCCAAAUAGCAAAAUUCCUAGCCAUGUAUCCCUUUGUUCCCGUGUUUGUGCAACGUAUUGUCUUCGAUGUCUCUGUAUCACCGCCCAAGCCAAUUGUCUUUCAGUUUAGUGUGUGCCAUGUCCCAAAAGACCCAUCAAACAUCCCCCAUCAUAGCAAACGCCGCAUCAACAGCCUCUUUUGCCACAAACGAAUAGACCUCAACAUCCUUCCCCAUCGAAAUACUUCCCUUCGCCCAACCUCCAACCAAGCACCUCACAUACCAGAUCGCAAGAUGCUUGUUGUACCUAUGCACCUUGUUGAUACAAGUUCUCUUCAUGCUCCGUCGCAAGCCGGUCAUCCAAUCACCCUCCUCCCAUCUUACAUCAGUGCGUUCCAUCGGGCAGAAGAAGUCUUGCGCAUCUUGACUUGAGCCUUGCUCUGGUUCCGUGGUGGAGAAGCUAAUGCUGAGUUGUGCUGGUCGACUUCGAUAAGUGGCGAUUCCAAAGACUGGGGUGCGGCAGGAUGAUGAUUCACCGCAUGAGGAGCUGGUUCGGUGAUUGGCGGGUUGGCCUAGGAGGGUUAACGACAAGUCAAGUGACGUUGCAAUUGACAUGUCUCUUACUGCAAAUGUUUCCAACGCUGAUAUACUCACGAACCACAAAGUCCAUAGCUGGCUUGUCCGGUUCACCCGCGUCUCCUGUCCAAUUCUUGAAGAUGGCCGUUAGGAAGUCCUCCAUUGUAUCCUUCGUCUUGGAGAGCGUCGCAUUGAACUCGGUGGCAAGACUGCAAGCGUGAAGGAUAUCGAAGCACCGUUUCAGUUCAGAGUCGUCGAGAUCGUCGGGAGUCGUGAUGGAUCGUGGGUUUCGAAAGAUGUGAUCGCCGAGUUCGAGGGACGUGAAGAGGCGAUUACGCGAUUCGACGUUGGAUCGAGGUUCGGGCGAGGGACUGUUACUGCCUAUCAGUAUUGGUUCCGAAUCAUCUGGUUCCCGCUUGACAAUUGCUGGAGCUGUGCAUGGUGGUACGAAGCGUACGGGAGGGUUGAGAGCGGCACGGGCGAAAGGGGCUGAAGAAGCUGGUGCGUACAUUAUGCCGUGGAGCGUUGUGGAAGAGUAAAGGAGAUCAUGUUGUUGAGAGAAGUGCUAAUAAAGAGAGGCUCUUUGGUCUCGUGCUACUACAGUGAAUCAUCGUGGCCACGAUUAAAAAGGAAUUCUGCUGCUGGUGUGCUACAUAUUCCCUGCGAAGGAGAGGAGAAACAUCACUGCGCAAUAAUCGUCACUGAGGUUUACAAAUCCCAGAACCAAUAGGGACCACCGGAGAAACUGGCUACGGAAAAUCAGUGAUAUUUUAUUUUCUCUUACUACAAUAAGAAGGCAGGGCUCUGGGCAAGCUAGCGAAGGGAGCGUUUAUUGGCAUUGGAUCGGAGGAUGAGCCUCGGCACGGACAUGAGAAGUUCAAUGCUCCCCCAGGAGCCUAACGGAAGUUGGGCUGAACGACGUCCCUUGAACCUUAUCAACGCAAGACGGAACUUAUAGAGUUGAUCUCAAAUGUCAACACGGCUCGGGACAAUCAUCAUGACAUCUGAUUCCGUCAUCAGGAAACUGACUCAUCUUGGUAUAAUGAAUGAUACACAGUACUCCGUACACCGUCUCAAGAUCUCGGUCAAUCUCGGCUUUUGAUGGAUGGGGGAGCGAGAUACUGGUGGCCAAACCCGCAUGGGCACUGAGUACCAGUAGGUCCUUGUCUCGACUAGCCAGACAACCACUACCCACACAACCUUGUCAAUACUGUAGCUUAUUAGGGACGUAAAUAUCGUUUGGCCAUUCUUGUAACGAUUGAUGUCGUGACUUACAGCGAUACUGGCUCCUGAAACCCUUCGAUACGCACGUUGGUGUCAUUGCUUGGGUCAUCUCUCUUCUCCCUGCCCACAAACAAGUAGGGUUUGGUGACGAUUUUCAGAAAUAUUAUCAACCAUUAAGAACCACCGGGGAGUGCCGUCGGCAAUUCCUUUUUACAGUAUAGUGCAAGAUUGCCUCCCAACAACAUGAUCUCGUCCACAACCCAUUUUUAAACGACCUAACGUUACUGUACUUUUGAUGAAGACAAGUUGUUCUCUCCGUCAAAACCAUAUUGGAGGAUGUUUGUGACAAUCCGCGGAGAUAUGACAAACCUGGUAUGUGAUGCCGCUAUCCAAGACAAACAAAACAAGGUGACGACACACCCAUUCCAAUGACUAAAGACUCAUCCUGCAGAUCUUUAAACAUUUCUUCUCCAGCUUACAGUAUGCCAGAGGAUCCUGAAGUUCUCACGCAGUGCACGCUACACAGUUCACUGUUUGCUCUGCAGAUGCAUGAAAGGUGUGGUGAGAACUCUUGUCACUGAGGAAGACCUCAUUCACCAUGGAGUGCAGUAAAAGUAUCACCUCGUUAUCUUCCAGCGUGGCGUGCAAGCAUCGACGCAAACGCAUCGGCAUGGUAUCUGCACGAUUUGCCGAUUUCUAAGGGGACUCAUGAGAUAAAGAGUAGCAUUCGGUAAAUAAAGAGAAAAGCCAAUUCGGAAUGAAUAACGAACAGAUAGAAUAGCUAACAGAUACAACAGAAUGUAAAGAAUGUGAUGUCAAAGGGACAACAUCUUGCAGAUGUAGUGUAGUGCCCCCCACUGAAAGAAAAAAAAAAAGCCUUGAUCUCGUCCCUUUAUGAAGCCAUGUUGGCUGGUGAGUACCGUUGCAUCCACGUCAGACUCUUCAGCCAAUGUACGGAUAUGCAGACGGGAGUGUCUUCCCU
Messenger RNA from Fusarium verticillioides 7600, 5464 nucleotides. Its product is annotated as PiT family inorganic phosphate transporter. The record is from RefSeq and is a predicted model, not a curated record. The coding region runs from base 801 to 2642 and encodes 613 amino acids. Lineage: Eukaryota; Fungi; Ascomycota; Sordariomycetes; Hypocreales; Nectriaceae. The transcript has 7 exons.